CUUCCAUACAAAAUUUUCUCUCGUUUUCUCUCCCAUUUUCCCUCCUCCCCCUUUUAUAUAAAACGCACCUCAUUCCUCUUAUAAAAAUCCCAUUUCAUUUACAACCUCUCUCUCCCACCCCCCCCCCCCUCCCCCCAAAAUUUGUUUAUUCUUUCAUUAUUCGUUUGUUUUUUUCUCUCUUUUUUUUUAGUUUUUUCCCUUUUUAAUCCAUUUGCUUUCCUUCCCCUGUAAUUCAAAUAUCAGCCUGGAAAAAUUUUGAAGAUCCCGGAUGAAAUCUGGUCGGAUCUUGCUUCGUUGGAUGUGGAUUUCAUUACAAAGCUGCUUUUCUUCUUCACUUUUCCUAUAGGAAAAUCACAACCUAUUCUCCUCGUUCUCUGCUCUUCUGCUUCCCCUAUUUGCUCUGUUUUUUGCUGGAUUUUGGGAUCUUGAAUUGGAGCAAUGGGCAUGGCCGCAGAGUCGCAGUUCCAUAUUUUGGCUGUUGAUGAUAGCAUCAUAGACAGAAAGUUCAUUGAGAGACUCCUCAAGACCUCAUCAUAUCAAGUUACCACUGUGGAUUCUGGUAGCAAAGCUUUAGAAUUUCUGGGCUUGUAUGAGGAUCACCAGAACAACCCAAAGCCGCCUUCUGUUUCUCUGAACAACCAUCAGGAAGUGGAAGUAAAUCUUAUCAUUACAGAUUACUGCAUGCCUGGAAUGACAGGCUAUGAUUUGCUCAAGAAAAUCAAGGAAUCUUCUUCUCUGAGAAACAUACCAGUAGUGAUUAUGUCAUCCGAGAAUGUUCCUUCAAGAAUCAGCAGAUGUUUGGAAGAAGGAGCUGAAGAAUUCUUCCUCAAGCCAGUGCAAUUAUCAGAUGUGAAUAGACUUAAACCCCAUAUGAUGAAAUCCAGACACAGGGAUCAAGAACAAGAAGUAAAACAAGAACAAAAAUCUGAGAACACGGAGCCUCAAUCACAGCAGCAGCAGCCGCCGGCUCCGGCGCCACCACACCUGCAUUCGCCGCAGCCACCACUGCCUAAUAAUAAUAACAAGAGGAAGGCCAUGGAAGAAGGGCUUUCGCCAGAUAGAACAAGACCCCGAUACAGUGGCCUCACAAUGGUCUGAUCCAAUCCAUAUUGAAAAUUUAUUUUCUUUUAAUCUGAACAUUGAAAUGAUCUUCUAUUUUUUUAGCUUUUCUUUAAUGGUAGCUGAUAGAGGCUGUAGAGGUUGUAGAUCGAGAGACAUGUUGUACAUGAAAAUAUUUCAAUCCAAUUUUGUUUGGUUGGCUGGAAAGAAAAGGCACCAUACGAAAGGAAAAGGAAAGAAGAAAAGAAGCUGUAUUCGAAAUGAUGACUGGGUGUGCUGUGUGUAGAAGAAAGGAAUUGAGGGUUUUGGCUAAAAAUCUAACAUAGUGGAGAUUUACUUCUCUCCUUUUUUUCUUUCUUUCA
Malania oleifera is the source of this 1421-nucleotide messenger RNA. Its product is annotated as two-component response regulator ORR9. The transcript has 5 exons. The coding region runs from base 439 to 1098 and encodes 219 amino acids. Gene Ontology annotation, biological process: cytokinin-activated signaling pathway; phosphorelay signal transduction system. NCBI's taxonomy places the organism in Eukaryota, Viridiplantae, Streptophyta, Magnoliopsida, Santalales, Ximeniaceae. The record is from RefSeq and is a predicted model, not a curated record.